AAAGGGUUAAAGUCCAUUGCGGUGGACCCGUUCUACGGUAUAUUAUUAUACCAAACAAUCACCGACAACUGUAAUAAUUAGUAUUACGGUGAAACAAGAUAAUUGCAAUCACCGCACUAUAAAAUUGAGAAUCAUUCCUUAUAAACGUCGUCCAAUAUAAUAUAUAUAUAUAUAUAUGUCGCGACUCUAGAUCGUUAAAAAUAAUGAAGAUACAACAUCGRAACUCUUUAAUUUUGGAACUUUUAAUAUGCUGGUCGUUAGUUCGAACACUGAAAUCGAACAAAAUAAAAAUAGGAGCGUUGUUUACACAUGACCAGAUCAAUAGCAGCCUCGAAAUAGCAUUUAAAUUUGCAGUCGAUCAAAUAAACCGCGAUGCACAUCUCUUACCACACACCCAAGUAUCUUACGAUAUCCAGUACGUACCACAUGAUGACAGUUUUUAYACCAUUAAAACAGCAUGUAGCCAACUCGAUCUCGGCAUCGCAGCUCUGUUCGGCCCGAGUAACAGUUACUUGGCAUCACAUCUACAGUCUAUGUGCGACACUCUGGAUUUACCACACAUAGAAGCUAGACUUGAUUUAGAAAUGGACCCCAAAAGGUUAUCGAUCAAUUUGUAUCCAAAACAAAGUCUCCUGAACCAAGCUUAUAGUGACGUUAUAUCAUUUUUAAACUGGACGAAAAUGGCCAUUAUAUAUGAACAUGAUUACGAUUUAUUUAGAAUGAAAGAUUUCAUGAAAACCGUGCCUGACAGAAAAACGGUAGAAGUAUACUUGCGACAUGCCACACCAGAUACAUACAGAUCAGUACUGAAUGAGAUCAAAAACAUGGAGAUUUAUAAUAUGCUGGUCGAUACAAAAUCGGAACAUGUAGAUCAUUUUCUGAGAGGUAUACUACAACUCCAAAUGAAUGACUACAAGUUUCAUUAUCUUUUUACAUCAUUUGAUAUGGAAAUGUUCGAUUUAGAAGAUUUCAAAUAUAAUUUCGUGAACUUAACUACAUUCAGAAUGGUGGACAUCGAAGAUGUCGGUGUUCGAGAAGUACUCAAACACAUGGAACAAUAUUCCACUGAAAAGAAUCAGUCUAUCAACAAGUUUAUGUUGACACAGUGUGAACCAGCUCUUAUAUAUGAUUCAGUWCAAGUUUUAGCAGUCGGUUUGGGCGCUCUGCAACAAAACAAUAUACUCGAAUAUCCAAAUAUUUCAUGUAAAGAUGAARUUCCUUGGAGUAACGGAUCCAGUUUGAUAAACUACAUUAAUUCGGUGGAGAUAAAAGGACUUACUGGGCCGAUACAGUUCAAAAAUGGCCAAAGAACAGACUUUAAAUUAGAUUUAAUGAAACUCAAACAACAUGCGUUGGCAAAAGUUGGAGAGUGGACACCUGGACUUGGCGUAAACAUCACAGAUAUGUCUGCUUUUCACGACACAGCUCCUUACAAUAUUACACUUGUAGUUGUAACAAUUGUGGAAUUUCCCUAUGUCAUGAUGCAUCUAGAAAAAAAUUACACGGGGAACGCAAGAUUUUAUGGGUUUUGUGUCGAUUUGUUAGAAAUUAUUGCUAAACAAGUUGGAUUUGAUUAUAUYUUGGAUUUAGUACCUGACAAUAAGUACGGUGCUCAGGAUCCAGUAACAUUAGAAUGGAAUGGUAUAGUGGAACAACUCAUAAAGCAUAAAGCAGACUUGGCUGUUGGAUCAAUGACCAUUAACUACGUCAGAGAAAGUGUUAUUGACUUCACUAAGCCGUUUAUGAACUUGGGGAUCAGUAUAUUAUAUAAGGUCCCCAGCAAUCAACCAGCUCAAUUUUUUUCAUUCAUGAACCCUCUGGCACUGGAGGUAUGGAUCUACUGGUUAAUAGCAUACGUGGUCGUGUCAGUUACACUGUACAUUGUUGCCAAAUUUUCACCGUACGAAUGGGAGGACCAAACUUCCGGAAAGCUAUUCAGCAGCCCCAAUCUAGCAACAAAUGUGCCUCAAAUCAACAGGUUCACUCUUUCUAACAGUUUUUGGUUCACCAUUGGUUCACUCAUGCAACAAGGUUCAGACAUAAGUCCAAAGGCAAUUUCUACGAAAAUAAUUGGAUGUGUUUGGUGGUCCUUCACAUUGAUUAUAGUGUCUUCAUACACGGCAAAUUUGGCUGCUUUUUUGACAGUGGAGAGAAUGGUUAGCCCGAUUGAAAAUGCUGAAGACCUUGCUGCACAAACAAAUAUUGCAUAUGGUACAUUGGACAGUGGUACUACAAUGACAUUUUUUAGGGACUCCAUGAUUGAAACGUACAAGAAAAUGUGGGCGUACAUGCAGAAGAAGAAACCGUCAGUGUUCGUGACUUCGUAUGACGAAGGUAUUGAGAGGGUUCUGCAAGGUAACUUUGCGUUUCUAAUGGAAUCCACGAUGCUCGACUACGUUGUGCAGAGGAACUGUAACCUGACCCAAAUAAAUGGAUUGCUGGACUCCAAAGGAUAUGGAAUAGCCACACCUAUGGGGUCACCGUGGAAAGACCAGAUAUCCUUGUCGAUUCUCGAUCUGCAAGAAAAAGGUGAAAUACAAAUGCUUUACAACAAAUGGUGGAAGCCACCGAACGACAUGUGCGUACCAGAAGGGUCCGGGGCCGGGGCUAAGACAAACACUCUGGAUUUCAAAAAUAUAUGUGGAGUGUUCGCCGUACUUCUGGUAGGACUUAUCAUAUCGAUUAUGGUAUCGAUGUUUGAAUUCUAUCACUACAGGAAGAAAAUAAAACAAAUCGAACAGCGAAUAGGACCGCAAAGAUCCACUUGGAGAGACUUGGUUGACGAAUUAUGGUUUGUUUUGAAAUGUCAGGGRUCCAGACAGCGAACAGUUUUGACACACAGAUGCGAGCAGUGCCAUCCAAAAGUCAGAACAGCAGAACGACGUUCUAGGCGAGAUUUUAUAGAAGCCAGCAGACUAUAAUACGACGUUAAUUAUAGUUGCCAUAACGCAUAUAUUGUAUACGUUAUCAUUGUCACGUAAAUAUUGUAGUGUUAGCCUAAAAAAUAACAUUUCAAUAUUCAAUUUUCAAUUAGUAUUUACUUUCUAUUAGAUUAAUGCA
Messenger RNA from Diuraphis noxia (Russian wheat aphid), 3060 nucleotides. Its product is annotated as Eye-enriched kainate receptor. Gene Ontology annotation, biological process: monoatomic ion transport. NCBI's taxonomy places the organism in Eukaryota, Metazoa, Arthropoda, Insecta, Hemiptera, Aphididae. Gene Ontology annotation, cellular component: membrane. The record is from RefSeq and is a predicted model, not a curated record. Gene Ontology annotation, molecular function: signaling receptor activity; ligand-gated monoatomic ion channel activity.